Penicillium paradoxum is the source of this 561-nucleotide messenger RNA. RefSeq lists its product as uncharacterized. The record is from RefSeq and is a predicted model, not a curated record. The coding region runs from base 1 to 561 and encodes 186 amino acids. NCBI's taxonomy places the organism in Eukaryota, Fungi, Ascomycota, Eurotiomycetes, Eurotiales, Aspergillaceae. The transcript is spliced from 3 exons.
AUGAAGUUCAAUAUCCUUGCUCUGUCGGCCAUUAUCGCUCUCGCCGCUGCCGCGGAGACCACCACCGCGGACGUGUCAACCACUACCCUCACAGCCGAGGCUGAGUGUGCAAAGCAAUGCGACGCCAAGGAUAUCUGCUGCACAGCCAAGUGCUACAAGGUGCCUUGUCCUAGUGACAACCAGGCCAAUGAUACGAACGAUUGUGUUGCUGCCUGUCCCCAGGGUACUGGUACCCCAGCCGAUGCGGACAAGUAUGCCGCCUGCGAGCAAUCCUGCUACACCUCGCAUUUCUGGGGCGGCAGCGGUAAUGCUCCAACUGCUACCAACACUGCCGCCGCCGCCACUGGUACCGGUAGCACUGCGACCAAAUCCAGCUCUGACUCCUCUACUACGGGCUCCAAAUCCUCGGACAACGAUGAUAGCAGCGACAGCUCCUCCAGCUCGGGCACUGCUACCUCUUCAGGCUUCUCGCAGGAAACAGAUAAUUCCGCUUCCAAUGUCAAGCUCGGCGCUUCCGCUGCUGGCCUCUUUGGCCUCGUUGCUGCCGCCUUCGCUCUGUGA